UUGUAAUGGGAAGUGGCUGCUGGGCAGGGUUUUGUUAGCAGUGCCUGAAACUAUGGGGCUAGGCUAUAGGUAUUUUGUGAGCUUAGUACUGCUCUGGUCCCUGGGGACAGCACUUGAGCAGGGGGACUUCCUUGGGGUCAGUUUCUCUGUCUUGCAGCGUGGGUAUGAGUAUGACUGUGGAGAUUAUGGGAUGCAGCUGCUGGUCUUUCCCAGCCCAGGCCGCACUGUCCGCUUCAAAGUUGUGGAUGAGUUCGGGACAGCCUUUGAGGUUACUAACUGCUCCAUCUGCCUCCACUGGGUCACAUCUAACCAGGAAGGGGCUGUGAUCUUCUCAGCAGGCUACAAUGGCUGUCAUGUGCUGAAGAAGGAUGGCCGUAACCACCUGCGGGUCCGUGUAGAAGAACUGCUGAGCACCAGGGCUGUCGCUGCCACCCGUGACGUGAACAUGACCUGCCCCAAGCCCACUGAACAUGACUUAACCAUGCGCUACGUGCCUCAGCCGCAGCCGGGCCUGGUGCGCCCGGUGCCUCAGCCGCAGCCGGGCCUGGUGCGCCCGGUGCCUCAGCCGCAGCCGGGCCUGGUGCGCCCGGUGCCUCAGCCGCAGCCGGGCCUGGUGCGCCCGGUGCCUCAGCCGCAGCCGGGCCUGGUGCGCCCGGUGCCUCAGCCGCAGCCGGGCCUGGUGCGCCCGGUGCCUCAGCCGCAGCCGGGCCUGGUGCGCCCGGUGCCUCAGCCGCAGCCGGGCCUGGUGCGCCCGGUGCCUCAGCCGCAGCCGGGCCUGGUGCGCCCGGUGCCUCAGCCGCAGCCGGGCCUGGUGCGCCCGGUGCCUCAGCCGCAGCCGGGCCUGGUGCGCCCGGUGCCUCAGCCGCAGCCGGGCCUGGUGCGCCCGGUGCCUCAGCCGCAGCCGGGCCUGGUGCGCCCGGUGCCUCAGCCGCAGCCGGGCCUGGUGCGCCCGGUGCCUCAGCCGCAGCCGGGCCUGGUGCGCCCGGUGCCUCAGCCGCAGCCGGGCCUGGUGCGCCCGGUGCCUCAGCCGCAGCCGGGCCUGGUGCGCCCGGUGCCCCAGCCGCAGCCGGGCCUGGUGCGCCCGGUGCCCCAGCCGCAGCCGGGCCUGGUGCGCCCGGUGCCCCAGCCGCAGCCGGGCCUGGUGCGCCCGGUGCCCCAGCCGCAGCCGGGCCUGGUGCGCCCGGUGCCCCAGCCGCAGCCGGGCCUGGUGCGCCCGGUGCCCCACAUCUAUCCUCCUCCAAGCAGCAUAGGUGCCCAUCUCACACAGGAGCAGUGCCGUGUGGUGGCUGGGAAGAUCCCCUGUGCAGACACCCCAGGCCAAGCUGCUUGCAUCCAGGCUGGCUGCUGUUAUGAUGAGACUGACCCUACUACCCCCUGCUACUAUGGCAACACAGCCACUGUUCAGUGCCUUGUGGAUGGUCACUUCAUUCUGGUGGUCUCCAGGGACAUGUCUGAUCACCCCAUCAUCCUGGACAAUAUACGGCUAGCCUAUGCCCAAACAGGAUGUGAUCCCAUCAGAAUGACAGAGGCUUUUGUGAUCUUCCGCUUCCCUCUCAUGCAGUGUGGCACCACGGUCCAGGUGAUCCAUGACAAACUGAUCUAUGAGAACCAGCUGAUCUCUGGCAUCGACAUCCAGACUGGGCCAGAUGGCUCCAUCACCCGGGACAGCACCUUCAUCCUCCAUGCUCGCUGCAUCUACAAUGCCAGUGACUUCCUGCCAGUCCAGGUGGAGGUCUUCUUGCCCCCCACACCUGGUCCAGUCACCCAGGCAGGACUCCUCCGGCUUGAGCUACGCAUUGCCACAGAUGUGAGCUACGCAUCCUAUCUCACAGAGAGAGACUAUCCUGUGGUGAAGGUACUCAGGGACCCUGUCUACAUGGAGGUUCGCAUCCUGCAGAGAACAGACCCAUCCCUGGUUCUGGUUCUGCACCAGUGUUGGGCUACCCCAAGCACUAACCCCCUGCAGCAGCCACAGUGGCCCAUCCUGGUGGACGGGUGCCCAUUCCUGGGAGACAACUACAGAACCCAGCUUGUGCCCAUGGUCACUGCCUCAUCUGAGCUGCCCUUCUCAACUCACCACCAGCGCUUCAUCCUCUCCACCUUUGCCUUUGUGGACUCUGCCUCCCAGGUGGUGCUUGAUGGACAGGUGUACAUUUACUGUAGUGCCUCUGCUUGCUACCCCUCCCAGCUAGAGCCCUGCAGGACCACAUGCCCAUCAGCUGCUACCACAAGAGGCCGCCGGUUCCUGGAUAUCAACAAUGGGACAGAGCCCCAGGACCUGGUGAGUUCUCAUGGCCCCGUGAUCUUCCAGGAGAGCCCUGAGCCAUGGAGAGGACAAGUCUAUGAGAAAAAGGACCCUGUCUCCAGACUCAACCUGACCCUGGUGCUUCUGGCCAUGCUCUCACUGGUGGUUAUGGUUUCCCUCAUUACUGUGACACUCUUCCAUAGGAGAAGCAGCUGGAUGACAAGGUCCCAAAUAUUGCAUGGCAGAUAAUUGUAAAAUAAGGGUGGGGAAAAAAUAAAAUCUCUGG
Messenger RNA from Mauremys mutica (yellowpond turtle), 2531 nucleotides. Its product is annotated as zona pellucida sperm-binding protein 1-like. Bases 53 to 2494 code for a protein of 813 amino acids. Gene Ontology annotation, cellular component: egg coat. The record is from RefSeq and is a predicted model, not a curated record. Gene Ontology annotation, biological process: prevention of polyspermy; binding of sperm to zona pellucida. Gene Ontology annotation, molecular function: structural constituent of egg coat; acrosin binding. The transcript has 13 exons. NCBI's taxonomy places the organism in Eukaryota, Metazoa, Chordata, Testudines, Geoemydidae.